This is a messenger RNA of Rana temporaria (common frog), 914 nucleotides long. It is a transcript of the gene COX7A2L, whose product is annotated as cytochrome c oxidase subunit 7A-related protein, mitochondrial. NCBI's taxonomy places the organism in Eukaryota, Metazoa, Chordata, Amphibia, Anura, Ranidae. The record is from RefSeq and is a predicted model, not a curated record. Gene Ontology annotation, biological process: regulation of oxidative phosphorylation; mitochondrial electron transport, cytochrome c to oxygen; mitochondrial respirasome assembly. The coding region runs from base 69 to 416 and encodes 115 amino acids. The transcript is spliced from 3 exons.
CGACGCCGCGGGUCCUGAGGCCCUUCCUGUUGGAGUAGCCCGGCGUUCUGACGGCUGAGCUCACCACCAUGUAUUAUAAGUUCAGCGGCUUCACUCAGAAGCUGGUCGGAGCGGCGCCGGUGGAGGCUUACAGCCCGCAGGGGUUCCGACCAUUCACUAACCCUCAGGCUCCAGCGCCAAUUUUUUCCACACCAACAAAGCUUCCAGGUGAAUUCUCUGCUUCCGACGCCUUCAUCAAAAACAGAGUGCCAGAGCUACAGAAACUCUUCCAGAAACCUGAUGGCAUACCUGUCCACUUAAAAGGAGGAUAUUCCGACAGACUUCUGUACCGAACCACUAUGGCAUUAGCACUCGGAGGGACCGUCUAUUGCAUCAUCGCGCUCUUCAUAGCCUCCCAGCCCAAAAAAAAUAAAUAAUACUGGGACUGAUCAGAGCAACUGUCAAACAUCUAAUUGUAUUUUUUUCUAUCUUACUGAGCGUUUUACAUGUUACUGUUUGAGUUCCAAAAACAAUUGUUUUACUUUGGGGGGGGGGGGACAAAAAGGUGUUCCGGCCAUUUCCUCAAUCAAAUGGGCUGUGGGUACUAUUCAAAUUAGGGAAUGAUUAUAAAGCCUGAUGUAUUGGUAAUUCCUCUUCCAUUCCUAUAAAUACUCUCUUAUGCAGAUUUAAGAAGUGAUCUUUCUGAACAGAGCUCAACCAGGAUAUGAUGCAGAAUUUUUUUUUUUUUUCCUCAAUUGCCCUCAAGCUGCUCAGGUCAUCUUGCCAGGUUGAUGUAACUCUUGUAACACACAGGUUGUGUUAAUGUAUCUAUGAGUUGUGGCCUUAAAGCAAAGGGUCACAUGUACAGUGAAAGCAAGACUUUUGUGCAAAAUACAGAGCACAAUGUAACAAUAAAUACUUUCCAUCCAUAAUGA